This is a messenger RNA of Protopterus annectens (West African lungfish), 6480 nucleotides long. It is a transcript of the gene SETD5, whose product is annotated as SET domain containing 5. Gene Ontology annotation, molecular function: protein binding. The transcript is spliced from 24 exons. Lineage: Eukaryota; Metazoa; Chordata; Ceratodontiformes; Protopteridae. The coding region runs from base 486 to 4955 and encodes 1489 amino acids. The record is from RefSeq and is a predicted model, not a curated record.
GUUGUGUUUCCGCCCGCGGAGGGAGCUGGUGGGGGAGGGGUGGUACAGGGUAGCUGGAAAGUAAGGAGAUUUGGAGAGUGAAACCUACCGAGAGUCUGACCGGAGGUAUAGGUAGUACUGUAAAACAUUGGUCUGAGUGCCGGCUUUGGAAGUAAAGGAUAAAGUAUUUGCCUCUACGAGGGUAUACAGUUAUAGAAGCUUCUCUCCAAGGAGUGGGUCGCUUGUUGUAGUGGAAAAGGAAUAGUGUGUCUUAGCCGGGCACUGUGCCCAGGCAAUACCGCGGCUUUAGGCCUACCACCGGGGAAGUCCUCGGGGUCCCUGUGGGUGGGAAGCGCAAAAAAUCAGCAGCAGGGCUGUUGAGGCCUCACAAGGUCUCCUCAUGUCCAUCAAGUGCUGGCCGCAACUCUGCGGCUUCCUGCCCACAUUGUGGUCAGUGGCUGUGGUUUGGACCCCGUGACCCUUCCCUGAGCGUGGUGUAGGACGUCAUGAGCAUUGCAGUCCCUCUGGGAGUUACCACACCGGAUACAUCCUACUCUGACAUGGCUGCUGGAUCAGACCCCGAAACAGUGGAAGCAAGCCCCGCUGUCUGUGAGAAGAACAUUUACUCCAGUCACAACUACAGGAGUGUACAGAGUCAUGGUUACAGAGGAUUGCCUUAUGCUGAUCAUAACUAUGGAGCUCCACCUCCUCCCACGCCUCCUGCCUCACCACCAGCACACACUAUAAUCCCUAGAGUUGAACUAAAUGGACUGCAUGACAGAUAUGAAAAGAAGUCCGAGGAAAGUGGCAGCUCCUGUGAUGAAGAAAGUGACUCUCCUUGGUGCAACUGUAGCUUGUCUCAAGAUGGCUUCCUUGUUAGGUGUGACAGCUGCAGGAACUCAAAUCGGAAUGCCAUCCGGGUGCAGCGCCGAAAACAAGACAAUGUGUCUGGUGGUGAGAGCAGUGCUACUGAGAGCUGGGAUGAAGAGGUUUCAACUCCAGCUGUUUCAUACACAGCAACUCAACAUACCCCUACUUGCAUCACUCUUACUGUGAACAGACUGAAAAGAUCAAAACCCAAAAAGAGGAAAAGGAGUGCAGAGAAGCCUCGAAAUUCCCCAAGAGCCAAGAAGAUAAAGUCCUUCCGAGAAGGCUCACGAAAGUCCAUGCGAAUGAAGAAUUCUCCAUCGGAAGCUCAUGCUCUAGAGGAAAACAGUUCAGAAGACUGGGAUAAUCGGAUUCGGUUAUGGACAGAUCAGUACGAAGAAGCUUUUGCAAAUCAGUAUAGUGCUGAUGUACAAAUCCAUUUGGAGAGACAUUUGGCCUCCUUCCGAGACACUGUUGGGAAAAGUGUACUGAUAGACACCAUCAGCAAAACUGAACUGUCUUGCAAUAACACUGUGCUUGGAUCUCAGAUGCAGUUUCAUCUUGGAAGGGUGGCUAGAGUACAGAAACACCGUAAGAUAUUGCGAGCAGCAAGGGAUCUGGCUCAGGACACACUCAUUAUUGAAUACCGAGGAAAGGUCAUGCUCCGGCAGCAGUUUGAAGCCAAUGGACACUUCUUUAAAAAGCCGUAUCCCUUUGUGCUUUUCUAUUCCAAGUUCAGUGGAUUAGAGAUGUGCGUUGAUGCCAGGACAUUUGGUAAUGAUGCAAGGUUCAUAAGACGUUCCUGUACUCCUAAUGCAGAGGUGCGGCAUAUGAUUGCGGACAGAAUGAUCCACCUGUGCAUCUACGCAAUUGCUGAUAUUUGCAAAGACGCAGAGAUAACGAUUGCCUUUGAUUAUGAAUAUAGUAAUUGCAAUUACAAGGUGGACUGUGCUUGCCACAAGGGAAACCAAAACUGCCCAAUACAGAAUCAAAAGGAGAGUCCAUCAGAGACUGUAUCAGCGCCAUCUUUGAUGUUACUACAACAGGGAACAGAGACCAGACGAAGGAAGGCCAGACGAAAAGAGUUGGAGCAAGAGAACCAGAGCUCUGUGUUUGAGAACAGCAGCCAACAUAAUCGGCAGGAGGAAGAUGAUGAAUCAGCUGAGACCAAAGAGCAACAGGAAGUGUCUGAAGAACCUCAAAACAUCAAAAAGGAGAAAGAGACUGAGGACCCAAAGCUCGAAACAAGUGAAGAUUUUGCUAAGAAGACUGGCUUGCUGCAGAAUCUCUUGAUGCCAGAAGAGCAGAAGGUUGAAGCUGCUAACAUCCUUGACAGUGUAGAAAAGCAAAAGUUGUCUUCAACUACGGACCAUAGUGCUUGCUUAGAGGAAGAAGCUGAUGUUGAGGCACCUACAGCAGACGCAGGAGAGCCUGAGAAUGCUGAGCCAGCACAUGUUCUGGGAAGUAGUCCUUCAGGAGUUAACACACUGCAUUCUAUGCCAGACCCUGAGAUGACUGCAGAGAAACCUGUUAAACCAGUUGCACCGAAACACCCCAGGCCACGUCCAAAGAGUCGGUUUUCCAGAUAUCGUUCUGGUUCUUCUCAGAGGGUGAGACGCCAGAGACAAGCCAGUAUACAGCAAGUGGAGCAAGUACAGACAACAGAAGAAGGAAAUGCAAGUGCUGCAGUAGCACUAGGAGAGCCUGGUAGUACAGAAGGUGCUGCAGUAAGUGGACAGAUAAUUGGGUCAGAUGGAGCAGCAGCUUUAGCCACAGGAUCACAGAUGUGUCGCAGCAAUGUUAAAUAUCCCAAAACUAAAAAGUAUUUUGCCACAGAAUGGUUAAAUGAUAAAGUAGAGAAACCGGAUUGCUCAGUUGAGCGCCCGUUGCGCAUCACCACAGACCCCACAGUACUGGCAACUACUUUGAAUGCACUUCCUGGCCUUAGCCACUCACCUUUAAUUUGCACAAUCCCCAAACACUACAUUCGAUUUGGCUCGCCCUUCACCCCUGAGAGACGCCGGCGUCCAGUUCUUGUGGAUGGCAGCUAUGGAUCUUGUAAGAAGAGGUGGAUAAAGCAAGCUAUGGAAGAAGCCAUGGCCCAAGUCCCUCACAGCUCAACUGAGAGCAGAGCUCAGUCUUUGUACCAAAGCAGUGAGAACAGUAAUUCCUCUAUUUCUAGCCCUAAAAGCUGUGAACUUAUCACCCCAAUAAAGAAACGGAAGUAUCACUACCUGAUAGAGCAGUGUGUAUCAGAAUUACAGAGGCCUUUGUCACCAAUCACCCCUCCCCCGACAGAUCCCGAUUGUCUGAGUCCACUUACAACACCACCCUGUUCUGCGUUGCCAGGAGAGGAAGAGAGGCGCUGUGGCUUGAUGUUCUCACCUGUUCACUCGCUCACUGCCAGUCGCUGCAAUACUCCACUCCAUUUUGAGAACAUAUCCUCCCCUGAGAGUUCCCCUGCGCAUAUGCCUGAAUCCCUGUCACCUGAGCUGUCUGCCAGGCCAGAGUUUGAUCAGUCAAGUAAAACAGGAUACUCCGAUGUCACGAAUACUGGCUCUGACAUUCAGGGAUUGCCCUGUGCAGGACUGACUGAACCUAAUAGUCAAUCUUGUGGUGCUGCUUUGGACAUGUUUCUAACGGGCAGAAGCUUAGAAGGGCAGCCAUUAACGGACCAGGGUUUCAGGACAGAAUUUAAUUUGAUCUAUACCUGUUCACCUUUAACUUCAUCGCAGCAGAGAACUGAUGGAUUAUUAAGAGGGAAUGUUUCAAGUGACGAUAAAAAGCCCUGUCAGUCUGAUACUGCAUUUUGUAGCUCUCCAACAGAGGUUUACCCUGGCAGGUAUAGUCAAGGGCUCUUUUCUGAAACAGUGCCAUGCCCCUUGUCUCCAUAUGGGGAGAGAAUGAGUGACGGAACAAGGUCUCAGCAGAAUCCACCUCAGAAGAAAAAGGUUUCAUUGCUGGAGUAUCGGAAAAGGAAGCAAGAAGCUAAAGAAGGUGGUUCAUCUAUAGGCACACCAACAAGGUCUAGUAGUAACAGCACAUCUGCAGACUCUGAAUCUUCCAGCAUGUUGGGGUCAUCAUCAAGAGCACCUUCUUCUCCUCAGAGUGGCUUUUCUUCCCCUGUACAUUCAUCAGUCCCACAGAUUGAAGAGGUCAGUCCCCCAGACACUAGUAUCAGCCGAUCUGUAGGGAUUUCAUCUCUUUCCAAGUCUCAGGAUAACAUCUGUAGUCGAUGGAUGGUUCCAACAUCAGUGGAGCGUUUGCGGGAAGGGCGAGGGGUACUGGAGCGGGUACAGCGGAGUGGACAGAGGGUAGAAUCAAGUACAGGAGAGCUGCUGAGAAACAAAGAGCCGGAUUGCAUAGUAGAAGGUGAUCAUCUAGAAGCAGUUGGAUCAUCUCACAGUAAAAUGGGUACCAGCGUUUACAGUCCUCAUAGAUAUGGUCUCAGUCCUUCUAGAUAUAGCUAUUCGUUGUUGCAGGUGCAGUCUGAAAAUCCCCAGUUGGAAUGCCAAGCCCUUUCUCAGCACAGCAUGUCACCAUGCAGAGGACAGAAUGCAACAGCAAGUCACAUGGUGUCCUCCCCAGGAUAUGGUUACCGGUCUGCAGGGCAGCGUCUGGGACAUGGACUACAUCACAACCCUUCAUCAGACUCUGUUUCAUCUGCUCCUUACUCCAGUCCUGCUCACCCAACACCCACAGAUACUACUUUGGCACAUUUUGUGGUCAGUUCUGGAUAUUACAGUAGCCAGCAACAUUCAGGGGGAAGUACAUACAGCAGUGCUGGCCAUCUAAAGACAGGUUUGGCUAGUCAGAACUUGGGUGUUAGUAGCCCACUUCAGAAUUGUACAGAAAUGGCCCCUACGGACUCUGUUUCUCAGACAAGUGCUGCUGCUUCAAGUACAUCUUCUCUUCCACAGGGUACACGUGCAUCAAGUUUACGGAUUUUAAACCCAGGGAGCCCUGGUCAGCAGACUCACCUUUCUGGGGCAAGGUCAGGCACGACGAACAGUUCCCAGCUUUUUCAGCACCGAGGAGGAGUUUUACACCCAUGUCAGUUGCCAUCACACCAGGGCUCAGGAGUAAGGACACAGUCUGGACCUUCAUAAUAUUCCACAGAAAUGUUCAAAGACCAUCAUGGCAAGUCAAGUCUAGUCCUGUUUGGACCACUUGCAGUCCAAGACUGUAAGUCCCAUCUGCAGCCUAACACAGGCAACAGGAUGUGUGCUGCCACUGAUGUGGACUGGGGACAGUUCACAUGCAGACUCCUCCGAUUCUGAUUCCUUUUCUAGGUUGCACAGGUGGUCUGUAAAAGGUAAAGACAAAAAUGUUGUACCUGUUGUUAAGGUACAUUUUAGAUAUACAAAUCCAUGAAUAAAAGGUUCUAACUCAGAUGAAUAUACUGUUAGGCUCUGUUUCCAGUUUAUAACUAUAAACUGUAGUCAGUUGUGCAGUAAAGAUCGUUUUUUAUAUUAAAAAAUAAAAGUGGGUAAAAAACUAUAUUUCUAGUGUCAGGUUAUAAAUAUGGGAGGGGGGCUAUGGUGGGGAAGGAUCAUUUGUGUAGACUAUCAUUCCAUUCAGAGGCAGACCAUUACAGUACUGUGCUGGUCCAGUGUAUAAGUGAAUGUUCACAAGUGCUAGCAGGCUGACAGGUGAAGAGACUUGAUAUCCAGUGUGCUGGCCCUUGUUUGCUUCAUUCCUUAUUUUUUCUGUGUGCGUGUGUAGCUUCAUUCCAUUCUUCUAUGUGUAUGUGUGUGCAAGUAUGACUGUGUGGAACCCUUUGGUCUGUGCUCCUGUUCUUUAUCCCUGUUUAAGUACUGUAUUGCUGGCACAUGCACUUGAAACAGCCUGGUUCUGUACUUGGUCUGCCCUUAAUUCCAUACUGUUGCCAGCUUUUCCUUAUGUGUAUACUGUAAUAUUCUGGCGUUAAGACACUUUUAUUUAUCUAUUGUUUAUUCAGUUAUAACCAUUAUAGGCUAGCUAAUGUACAAAUUGUAUAAUCCACGGUGCUGCAGUGAUCCUUUUCAAUACAUCAAUGCUGUGAGUCCCUUCCAAGUCUGUCUCUGCCCGUCUUUUCUCUGUUGUUGAGGCACAAAAGUUGGGUUUUAUUUUGAAGUGACUGUUACAGAAUUUCAGUUUCUUUUAAGCUGAAACGGUGUUUAUACAAAUGGAAUUUUUUUAAAGAAACCAACACAAUCAGGUCCCUCUGAUACUUUGCAGCUCUGAAUUGUCCAAAUCGAGUCAUACUGUCUUCAUUUUUCUGUAUACACUGUACAAAAGUUAUUUAAAGACUGGGGUGCCCUAGUCUUAAUGUUUGAAAGCUGCCAUAUCCUUUUUGUCGUGAUGUCUUGCACAGUCCUCUAAUAUUGAAGCAGACAGGAACACAGUAACAAAAAUGAUACCUCACUGGGGUGCUGAUGCUACCUUUUUAAUCCAGCAAGACGGUAAGACAGUGUGUCGUGAGAAAAGUUGUUCUGCUUUUUCUGGAACAAGCUUCUCAAGAGACACUGAGAGACAGGCUCACAAAAGGAGAUCUGGCAGAUUUUAGUAAUUGGUGUUUUUACACAGUGCUGUAACAUUUGAACUUUCAGAAGAGAUGUAAUAAUUUUGAUAAUAAAAUACUUAUGUUGAUAA